Molecule: messenger RNA, 1224 nt
Organism: Lodderomyces jiufengensis
Lineage: Eukaryota; Fungi; Ascomycota; Pichiomycetes; Serinales; Debaryomycetaceae
Exons: 1
Coding region: 1-1224 (407 amino acids)
Source: RefSeq, a predicted model, not a curated record
AUGUCACAUUCAAAAAUUAAAUCUGAAUUAGCCAAACAGCAGUCACUUAUAGAUAACGCAUCAUCUGAUAUGCUUCCAUCAAUUGAUUAUCAAGGAUUAGCUCAAGAAUCAGCAGCGGUUGCAGCAGCAGCAGCUUCGAGUAGACAAAAACAAAAAACUCCACAAGAGCAUCAUCAACAAAUGUUAGAAAUACAACAACAAAAUCAACAAUAUUCACAUCAAAAUGAAUCAGAACCAAAUACUCCAACAACUGAAGUAGAAUCUCCAAAUGAUAUUGAAGAUGAAGGUGGUGAACAAGAUUCAAAUCAUGUAGAUAAUAUAAAAAAUCCUCAUAGAAUUAAAUUAUCAGCACAAGAUGUAAAAUUAAUAUUAUAUUUAAUUGUUGAAACUAAACCUUUUAAAUAUGUUGGUGAUAGAUCAUUAAGUCAAACCAAGAAAUGGGAAAUUAUACAAAAAAAAUACUUUAAUUUAAAAUUUAAAGAAUUACAACAUAAAAAUUUUGUUGUUCCAACUGUACGUACUUUACAACGUCAAUUAGCAGCAGGUGUUAAAAAAGCAAGUUCACAAAGAAGUAAAGAUGAUAUACCUCAUCCAAUUCCACCAACAUUAGAAGAAAUAGAUAAUGAUAAUUAUUAUAAUUUUGCAACAAUUGAUGAAUCAAGUCCACAAGAAGAAUUAGAAAGUGCAUUACUUGAUUUACAUCAUUUGAGUAACAAGAUAAAACUGUUAAAAAUGCAAAGUAAUAGUUUAAUUAAAGUAAAUUAUCAACCAAGAAUUAAAUCACAAAAAUCUUCAACAACAAUAGAUUCAAAUGGUAAAGAAACAACCAAAACAACAGAAUCAAAAGAUUUAUCAUCACAUAUUGAAGAAAUAUCUAAUUUGUUACUUGAAAAAUUUACAAAUUUAAAAAAAGAUGUUCAACAAGAAAAUGCAAAUAAAUAUGAAGAAACUUUUAAUGUAUUAGAAUUAGUAUUUCAACAUUCAAAUGAAUUAAGAAAUUUUAUAAAUGAAGAAAAUUUAACUUUAACAAAUACAAUUAAUUCAUUAGUAGAAACUCAUUUAAAUAAAAUUGAAUUUAUUAAAAAAGAAUAUAAUCUAAAACAAUUAGAUUUGAUUAAAAAAUUUGCUGAUAUUUAUCAAGAAGAUCUAUAUAAUAAUGAUGAAGAUUCUCAUCAAUUAUUAUUAGAAAAAAUUAAUUCAAUAAAAGAAAUAGUUGAUGUGUAG